AUGAGCGUCGUCGCCGCAUCCACGUUCGCGCCCUUCUCCGCGCGCGUCCGCUCGGCGAUCCCGGCGAGGUCCCGCCGCGCGUCGCCCUCUUCGACCCGCCGCCCCGUCGCGACCGCGCGCGCCGAGGCCGAGGCCGAGGCUGGGGGCGAAGGGUCGACUUUGUCGACGACGCCGCGGACGGCGGGGCGACGCGCGGGGCUGGCGGCGGGCGCGGGGCUGGCGCUCGCCGCGGCGGCGUUUCCCGCGCGCGCGAUCGGCGGCGCGGCGGUGGGUCUGCCCGACGUCGUCGAGCUCACCCCGGACAACUUCGCGAAGCAGGUCGAGGUCCCCGGGACGACGUUCGUGGAGUUCUACGCGCCGUGGUGCCCCUUCUGCCAGAGGCUGGAGCCCAUCUGGAACGAACUGCCGAACCGCCUGAAGGAAAAGGGCGUGGACACGAAGAUCGCCCGGAUGAACGUCGACACCUACGUCGACUACGGCGAGCGCUUCGGGGUGACCGGCUUUCCGACCCUGAUGCUGUUCAAGGACGGGCGUCCGGUGGGGCAGAAGACGGGCUUGACGGACAUGAACACGCUCAUGAAGUACGCGGGGUACAAAGAGUCCGGGCCCCUCGCGGCGCUCGCGGGCGCCGGCGCAGAGAUGAACCUGGUGCUCAGCGGCGAGCAGGUGCAGUCCGCGGCGGACGAGCUGAACGAGCUGCGGAGGAUGAUAAACGGCGAGGUGGACGGGGAUAAGGCGUCGGCGCUGGCGCACAUCGACGCGGUCGAGCGGCUGUUCGCCAAGCGCGCGCUGUGACAGUCGUCGGUUGGUUAAGCGUCUACUCCAGAGCAAGAUUAAGUGUCGACUCAAGAGCUAAUAA
Messenger RNA from Micromonas commoda, 859 nucleotides. RefSeq lists its product with no specific name. Gene Ontology annotation, cellular component: endoplasmic reticulum. Lineage: Eukaryota; Viridiplantae; Chlorophyta; Mamiellophyceae; Mamiellales; Mamiellaceae. Gene Ontology annotation, biological process: protein folding. The record is from RefSeq and is a predicted model, not a curated record. The transcript has 2 exons. Gene Ontology annotation, molecular function: protein disulfide isomerase activity. Bases 1 to 795 code for a protein of 264 amino acids.